AUCUUCUCCAUCCUAGAGCAGAGAGUGAAGGCUUCUGGGGAGAAAGUUCGAACAACUGAGACACAAGUGCUGGUGGCUACACCUCAAAAACACUUCCUGGCUGCGAGACUGAAGCUCAUCUCCGAGCUGUGGGACGCAGGGAUCAAGGCAGAGAUGCUGUACAAGAAGGAUCCGAAACUGCUGAAGCAGCUGCAGUAUUGUGAGGACACGGGGAUCCCCCUUGCUGCCAUUGUGGGGGAGCAAGAGCUGACAGAUGGAGUUGUCAAGCUGCGAGAUGUCGCAACAAGAGAGGAGGUUGAUAUCCCAAGAGAAAAGCUUAUUGAUGAGAUCAAAAGAAGGCUGGAGCUCUAA
This is a messenger RNA of Antrostomus carolinensis (chuck-will's-widow), 351 nucleotides long. Its product is annotated as histidine--tRNA ligase, cytoplasmic-like. The transcript is spliced from 4 exons. Lineage: Eukaryota; Metazoa; Chordata; Aves; Caprimulgiformes; Caprimulgidae. Gene Ontology annotation, biological process: mitochondrial translation; histidyl-tRNA aminoacylation. The annotation marks the transcript as partial. Gene Ontology annotation, molecular function: RNA binding; histidine-tRNA ligase activity; identical protein binding. The record is from RefSeq and is a predicted model, not a curated record. Gene Ontology annotation, cellular component: cytosol; mitochondrion.